Anthonomus grandis grandis is the source of this 1555-nucleotide messenger RNA. RefSeq lists its product as uncharacterized. Gene Ontology annotation, molecular function: nucleic acid binding. The transcript has 2 exons. The record is from RefSeq and is a predicted model, not a curated record. The coding region runs from base 239 to 868 and encodes 209 amino acids. Lineage: Eukaryota; Metazoa; Arthropoda; Insecta; Coleoptera; Curculionidae.
AUAAUACAGGGGUAUCGCAAAGUUAAUAAAAAAUACACAGUUCAUUUUUUUUAAAUGGAACCCCUUGUAUAUUUUUACAUUACAUAAAAGACAUUUUUUUUCUGAUUUCAAAAAUAUAUAAUAUGUUAAUAUUUGGUUUAGCCGUUUUCCCAAUAUUUAUCUUAAAAUUAAAAAAUAAAACAACUGUUUACCCGAAUCCCCGUUGCUAUGGUGUUUAUCGGUAACAAUAAAAUAAAUAAUGUUAUUUGUUGGGCUGUCACUGUCAAUGUUUCUGCUAUUUCUUUUGAAUAUGGGUUAUACCGAAGAAGAAAAGUUUGAAAUUAUGAGGUUGUUUUACAAAAACAACAAUAAUGUUGCUCGAGCGCAAGCUGAAUAUCACCGUAUUCAUCCCGAAAUGAGAGUUCCUGCUAGGUCCACUUUUUAUUACACUGAAAGGAGUAUGAGAAACCACAAAAAUCUACAAAGAAAAAAACGAACAGUUUUAGCUAACGCGGAUGAAGAACUACAAAUUUUAUUAUAUUUUCAAGAAAAACCAUAUUUAUCAACCGUAGAUGCUAGUAGACACUUUCAAUGCUCUAGAUCUAAGAUUCAAAGAGUUCUUCAGAAAUAUGGAUAUCAUCCUUACAAAUUGAUGCCAGUACAAAAAUUAACAAAUAAUCAUGAAAUAAGAAGGCUAACAUACUGUAAUCAGAUGUUAGAUAUAAAAAACGUAGAUAACGAUAUCUUUAAUAAAAUCUUGUGGACGGAUGAAGCUGUAUUUACAACAGCAGGGAUGUAUAAUAGAAAAAAUACUCACAUGUGGGCACCAGCAAAUCCUCACGCAUACGUCGAAAUAAAAAAAAAGGGCAGAAUGCAUGGGCGGAGUUAGGAGGGGGCUUGGGGAGGCUUAGCCCCCUUUAAAAUGAAAUUAGCCCCCCCAAAAAAAUUGUUCAAAACGUAAAAAAACAGAAAGUAUAAGACUUAAAGAAUAUGUGGUUGAAGCUUCCACUUCCGCAGUACACGAAGAAACGUUCUUAAAUUCACCUUUGAUAAAAAAUGAGGCACAAAAGGUUUGGCUAAUUUCAAUUUAUUAUAGGUCUCUCGACAAUAUAAUAAAUCAUCUAAAAAUAAGAUUUUUUUCCGAAAGUCAGAAAUUAGCUAAAUCUGUCUUCAUUUUUUUGCAGAUGGAUUUUGAUGGUAGUUUGGAAUUCAUUAAAUUGUAUGGAGGUACCUUUUUAAUCGAUAAGGAGCUAUUAAAAGCUGAAAUGACUAAAUAAAAUAAGGAAUUGCAUAAAUAAAAGCCAGAGCCACAACAUUACCAUUUCUGAUAUUAAAGAUGUAUUAAGAAAAGAGACUUUUCCAAAUGCAUAUACCCUUAUGCAAAUAGCAUUAGUUUUGCCAAUUUCUUCAGCGUUCUGCGAACGCUCUUUCUCAACAAUGAGAAAAAUUAAAAAUUGGUUUAGGUCAACGAUGGGUCAGGAUCGAUUUACUUCAUUAGCACUAACCACUCUUAGUAUUGAAAGUGGUCUAACAAGUCAUUGUCGCCAGAUGAAAUUUUAAAAGAGUUUUUAAAAAA